AUGGCUCCCAAGAAGGUCCUCGUCGUUCUCACCUCCCACGACAAGAUUGACAAGAUCAACAAGCCCUCUGGCUGGUACCUGCCUGAGUUCGCCCACCCCUGGAAGGUCCUCUCGGACAAAAACGUCGAAUUCACCGUCGUCUCCCCCAAAGGCGGCGCCGCGCCGCUGGACCCGUCCUCGGUCGAGCUCUUCAAGCAGGACCCCGUCUCCGUCAGCUUCCUCGAGAACCAAAAGAGCCUAUGGGAAAACACGCUGCCGCUGAAGCAGUUCAUCGGCCGCUCGGGCGACUUUGACGCGCUCUUCUACCCGGGCGGCCACGGCCCCAUGUUCGACCUCGUCGACGACGCCGACUCCAUCAAGCUGAUUGAGGAGUUUUACAGCGCCGGCAAGGUCGUCGCCGCCGUGUGCCACGGCACCAUCGCGCUGGUCAACGCCAAGCAGGGCAACGGCGAGCCGCUGCUCAAGGGCAAGGAGGUGACGGGCUUCACCAACGCCGAGGAGGAGGCCGUGCAGCUGACGAGCGCGAUGCCGUUCCUGCUCGAGGACCGCGUCAAGGCUGUCGGGGCCAACUUUGUGCAGACGGAUGCUUUUGGGAACAAGGUGGUUGUUGAUGGGACGCUGAUUACGGGGCAGAACCCGGCGUCGGCUACGGAGCUGGGCGAGGCGAUUGCCAAGGCGAUUGCGGCUUAG
Trichoderma reesei QM6a is the source of this 690-nucleotide messenger RNA. RefSeq lists its product as uncharacterized. Bases 1 to 690 code for a protein of 229 amino acids. Gene Ontology annotation, molecular function: glyoxalase III activity. The transcript is spliced from 2 exons. NCBI's taxonomy places the organism in Eukaryota, Fungi, Ascomycota, Sordariomycetes, Hypocreales, Hypocreaceae. The record is from RefSeq and is a predicted model, not a curated record.